This is a messenger RNA of Setaria italica (foxtail millet), 1952 nucleotides long. RefSeq lists its product as uncharacterized. The coding region runs from base 418 to 1644 and encodes 408 amino acids. Lineage: Eukaryota; Viridiplantae; Streptophyta; Magnoliopsida; Poales; Poaceae. The transcript has 4 exons. Gene Ontology annotation, cellular component: chloroplast thylakoid lumen; photosystem II. Gene Ontology annotation, biological process: photosystem II assembly; photosystem II repair. The record is from RefSeq and is a predicted model, not a curated record.
AACAGCUUCUCCUUGCUGAGCUUCAUGGCUGGACACUGCUGCUGGCUGGCGUUGGUAGGCACCGCAUCACAUGAGCAAAGGUGGCCGAUGGUCCUCGGAUCUCUGGAAAGCCCCACCCAGGCUUCCAAGCGAUGUUCAUAGUAAGCGCGGCCCGUGAACGGCAGCUGCCACUGGCCAUGCUGCUUCCACCUACAGUCACCAUCCCUGAUCACGCUCUCCGCUGUGUCGAAGCUGAGGGUGGCCGGGGCACAUCCCCCAAUGCUGACGUAAAGGGUUCGAACAUCGGUGUAGCAAGUGACAUGCUUGGACCAGAACGGCAGCUCCGGGAGCUUGUGCCACGCAUGACACGGCGGUGGAUACAGCCGCUCGAAGGAGCCAUCAGCCAGGGCAAACAGCCUGCCACCAACCAUGACGUAGAUGGGCUUGACCGGAUCAAGCAGCUGCCGAGGGCCACUCAUCAGGCUCCGUGAAGGCGUGAACGAACAUCGUAGCCGACGCAAAGUACAAGGGCUGGCUGCCCCCUUCCUCCAAACGGAAGAAGGGAGGGGGCAGGCGAUGCGAGCCAUUGCAGAUGGGGUCUUCCCGUGCGGCGCCGGCAGCGGCAGGUAUCAGCUGCUGGUCAGGGUCACCGGACAACAGAUCAAUCCUGCGGAUGCUGUAUCCGCGCGACCAGUCAUCCAAGACAAAGUAGAGGUGUCGCCGCUUUUCUUUCGUACCGGGCCAAUUGAGCCACCUCUCCAUGGUUGCUGCUCCGUUUGUGUUCCCCUCGGCGUCAAGCGCGCAGCCACCUACAGAUCAAAAUCGAGUCCACUAAGCCUUGAUGGGUGCUGCUCUGCUGGAGAUAAGGUUCCGGAUUACCAGAAGAGGCUCGAGGUGAACCAAGAACAAGGUACAGCGAUCGAAGCUACGCUCUGUACUCGCGUUAAUAAGCUCAUCCAUCCAUCAACAGCCAUUUCUCGCGUCCGUCGCUGCUGCGUUGCAGAGGUCGUAGCUAGGAUCAACAAUGCCUCCCCCUCCGCCGCCUCCGACGCCCGCGCUGAACAAGUGCUGCCGCUGCUGCUCGUCGCCGUCGCCGCCGACACCGCCGAAGCUGCAGCGAGCUGCGGAGACCAGGAAGAAGCCAAUCUAGCAGGCGGCGGAGCAGCGAGGCUGCCGAUCACCAGGAGAGCCCACGCCGCCUCCCUCCUCCUCGGCCUCGUGGGCGUGGACGUGGCGGUGGCUGCGCCGGCGCCGGCCAGGGCGGACGACGAGAGCGGCGGUGGCGAGGAGGGCGUCCUCGGCGCCAUCAAGUCUAUCUUCGACCCGAACGAGAAGACCAAGGCCGGGAAGGUGCUCCCCAAGGCGUACCUGAAGGCCGCCAGGGAGGUGGUGCGCACGCUCCGGGAGUCACUGGAGGAGGAUGACGGCGGCGACAUGGCCAAGUUCCGGCGGAACGCCGACGCCGCCAAGGAAUCCAUCCGCGAGUUCCUGGGCGGGUGGAGAGGCCAGCAGGCCGUCGCCGCCGAGGAGUCGUACGUUGCGUUGGAGAAGGCGAUCAGAUCACUGGCGGAGUUCUACUCCAAAGCAGGACCUUCAGCACCGCUUCCACAGGAUGUCAAGAACAAGAUCCUCGAUGACCUCAGCACCGCGGACGCCUACCUGUAGAUUUUGCUUUCCACAACAUUGUUCGUGGCUUCGUGCACAUCUCAACGAUGAGGAAGAGUUGAUUCUAAUUUCUACUCCGGUACUUUUAUCGCAAAUAAAGCUUCCUUCACAUAACAUGUGUUCCGGCACGAUGCACAAAAACAUUUUAGCCAGGGCAUGAUGGCAUGCUGCAUGCACGGAAGCCUAAUUCUUCAGGUGGACAAUUCUGUAGGCACCAGGAAUUUGCCAACAUUUUAGGAACACAACAGGAAUUUUGUAGGCAAUUUGGCUUGACGAAUCAGGUGGACGCUUGACAGUUCUACCUUACA